CAGGGAACUGUUUCUCUACAAGAUGGUGGAAAUCCUCCCCUAACACCCACUGGGGUUAAAACAGCCACCAUCACAGUGUAUGUGUCCAGAAAUGACCACACCCCUUAUUUUAUCAAUGACCCAUACUCCAAGGACUUGGAGGGAAAUAUUCAGGCCGGGGCCAGUGUGCUACAGGUCACAGCCAGGGACAAUGAUCAGGGUCUCUUUGGUAAAGUACGAUACAGAAUCACUGGAGAUGAUCUGGCACCGACCUAUUUCCAGGUCAAUCCCACAUCUGGUUUGAUUACUGUCAGGAACGUCUUGAGCGGUGUUAAUCAAGAUCAGCUUAAGAUAAGAGUUGAAGCUUAUGACGACGGAAGUCCUAGAAAAAUCAAUGUAACAGUGGUAACUGUGACAGUGAAAAGCAACUAUCAGCAUCCAAUUUUUAACAGACUUUCAUAUGCUGCACGAAUCCCAGAAACACAGAUUCUCAGUCAACAAAUUAUUGCAGUGACUGCAAAUGAUACUGAUGCAAUGGCACCAAACAAUGUUGUGAGAUACUCCCUGACUGCUGGACCAGAGGAUAUUGAGUGUUUCCUUAUUGAUGCUGUGACAGGAAGUCUGUCUUUGAGACGGUCCUUCCUAUAUGACCCAUGUAGAGAGGAAAGGUAUCAGAUGACCGUCACUGCCACAGAUCAAGGUUUGAAUCCUCUCUCAAAUUCAAUUACCGUCACGGUAGAUGUGGAUCGCAAUGCCAAUCCCCCGAUCUUCCAAAACAUUCCAACAAUCAUUUCCAUCAAUGAGAAUCAACCUACUGGACAGGGCUUUUUCACAGUCACUGCCACAGAUGCAGAUACAGUGAGUCCCUUGAAUGACAUCAGAUACUCCCUGGUGGGCGAUGGUACAGCGACUGUGUACUUCCGAGUAGAUUCUUCAACAGGCCUUGUUACUCUGAGACAGACUGUUCAGGCAGAUUCAGCUUCUUUAUACAGGCUUGCACUCCGAGCUACUGAUGGUGGAAACGCACCAAAGUAUGAUGAGAAAAUUCUGACUGUCAAUGUCAAUCGCAAUCUCCUCAGUCCUGAAUUUGUGAAGCAGGAUUAUGCUGUCACAAUCUGGGAAACUCAGGCCCUCAAUGUUUUAGUGGAGGAGGUCUUGGCCCUAGAUAAUGACACUAAGGCUCCACAUAAUGAAGUAACAUAUGAAAUUGUGAGUGAUGCACUUGCUCAGAAUUACUUCAGGAUCGACAUAGAGGGAAGAAUUUAUGUCAGGAUACCUCUGACAGAUGACUCUGCCAAGACAGGCCUCUACACUUUAUCUGUAAGGGCCAAUGAUAAAGGUACUCCUCAACGCUCCAGUGAUAACCUGGCCACUGUAAGAGUGACGGUCCUGAGAAACAGAAACUGUCCAACAUUUACACCUUCCGUGGUCCCCAUCUCUAUUGACCAGUCCUCUCUGAGUCGUAUGAUUUAUGAUGCCAAUGCAACGGAUCCAGACACACCUAAUACCCCAUUCAGCAAAAUCAGGUACACUCUGAUUGGAGAUGAAAGUGCUCCUUCGUUCUUCAGAAUUGAUUCUCAGUCGGGACAGAUUUCUACAAUAGAGCCAUCUUUGUUCUCAGAUCAAGGCACUGUCUAUCAGUUAAGGAUUCAAGCUACAGAUGCUGUGAAUACUGCCACAAGCUGCUCAGGAAACCUUGUUUUGCGAGUUACUGUUAACAGAAACUUAAAUAGUCCUGUAUGGAUAAAUGUGAAUUCACCCAAUAACUAUGUGAGGACAAUUUUUGAGACUCAGUCUGUGACUCAGUUUGUGAUUAGGAUCCAGGCUACAGAUAGUGAUGACAAGGCACCAAACAAUGUAGUUAGCUAUGCUAUGACUACCAAUUCCCCGAACAGAGACUUGUUCUUUGUGGAUGCUGAUGGAUAUGUGUUCCUGCGGAACAUUCUUGUGGGACAAACUGGCGACCCUUACACGGUGAGGUUUGUAGCAACUGAUGGAGGUGUUCCUGCCAAGACCAGCCCCGAAGCCAUUCUGACUGUGAAUGUGAUUCGUAAUCAGUUCCCCCCAGAGAUCACCAAUCUCCCCAGCACUGUCAACAUCUCUGAGAAUCAGCUUGUCAACCAAGAAAUUUUCAGGGUCACUGGCAGGGACAAUGACACAUCUGCUCCAUUCAACUACUUCACCUUCGAACUUAUAGGAGACAAUGAAGCCACUACAUACUUCCAGGUGGCCCUUGGUGGUUCAGUUACCCUGCGCCAAUCUAUUGCCGCAGACCCUUUUAAUUCGUUCCAGCUGCGUGUCCGAGCAAAGGAUGGUGGGACACCCAAGAGGCAGGAUGAGAAGCUACUGACCAUUAGAGUGGACAGAAAUCUACAGAGACCAGUAAUGACGGCUGGGACAUACAGAGCCCGAAUCCUGGAGAUUCAAGCCGUAUCUGAGCCCCUGGUCACAGUGCAGGCCACUGAUGGAGAUACCUUUGCACCAAACAAUCAGUUGAGAUACUUUAUUGUGGGUUCUAACACAACCAUUAUGGAUUACUUCAUGGUAAACGAAGACAAUGGUGGCGUUAUGCUGAGGAGAUCCAUGUUAGAUUACCCAAAUCGAGCAACAAGAUUUACAGUCAAUUUUCAAGUCAAUACAGCAGACAGAGGAAGUGUUCCACGGACGGCUAAUAAUCCUCAGCUGGUGUCCAUCUCUCUGGUCAGAAAUACGGAUCCUUACUUUGAGAAUGUAUUUACAUACCAGACCCAGGUACAACAGAAUGCUGAAGGAGGCACGGUUGUUUUCACACCCUCAGGAAGGGACGCAGAUACUGAU
This is a messenger RNA of Saccostrea cuccullata (small rock oyster), 2796 nucleotides long. Its product is annotated as cadherin EGF LAG seven-pass G-type receptor 1-like. Gene Ontology annotation, biological process: homophilic cell-cell adhesion. Gene Ontology annotation, cellular component: membrane. The annotation marks the transcript as partial. The record is from RefSeq and is a predicted model, not a curated record. Gene Ontology annotation, molecular function: calcium ion binding. The transcript is spliced from 16 exons. NCBI's taxonomy places the organism in Eukaryota, Metazoa, Mollusca, Bivalvia, Ostreida, Ostreidae.